Messenger RNA from Fraxinus pennsylvanica, 1614 nucleotides. The record is from the annotation of a GenBank genome assembly. Lineage: Eukaryota; Viridiplantae; Streptophyta; Magnoliopsida; Lamiales; Oleaceae.
AUGUGGAAAGGCAAAUUCUCCUCCUCUAUCAUUAUUUUCUUCCUAAUACUAUGUUCAACUGCUAAUUCUAUAGUGAAAGCCUCCUUUGAAGAUGAAAUAGACAUUAAAAGAUCAGAUUUUCCAGAGGGGUUUCUCUUCGGAGCGGCUACUUCUUCGUAUCAAAUUGAAGGAGCAAAUUUGGAAGAUGGGAGGAGUCUCUGUAACUGGGACGUUUUUUGUCAGAUAAAAGGCAGCAUAGCAAAUGGAGAUAGCGCUGAUAUAGCUGAAGAUCACUAUCACCGUUACAUGGAAGACAUUGAGAUACUACAUUCUCUUGGGGUGGAUGCUUAUCGCUUUUCAAUUUCAUGGAGUAGAGUUCUUCCCAGAGGGAAAUUUGGUGGAGUAAACCAAGCAGGAAUCCUGUUCUAUAACAAGAUUAUAGAUAAUCUCCUGAGCAGAGGAAUUGAGCCAUUUGUGACAAUUCACCACUUUGACUAUCCUCAAGAACUCGAGGACAGAUAUGGGGGAUGGCUCAGCCCUCUGAUGCAGGAAGAUUUUAUCCACUUCGCUGAAAUAUGUUUUCAGAGUUUCGGUGAUCGAGUGAAGUAUUGGUGUACGAUCAACGAACCCAACUUAGUUUCAGAAUUUGCAUAUGAAAGGGGAACUUAUCCACCAGCUCAUUGUUCGCCUCCUUUCGGUAACUGUUCAACUGGCAAUUCAGAUGUCGAGCCUUUGAUUGCUGUGCACAACAUGUUAUUGGGGCAUGCCAAAACAGUUAAAAUAUAUCGUGAGCGUUUUAAGUCUGAACAAAGUGGUGUGAUUGGCAUUGUUAUACACUCAUUUAUGUACGAGCCAUUAACAGAGGAUAAGCUGGACAAGGAAGCUGCUGAUAGGGCCUUGGCUUUUAAUAUAGCUUGGAUUUUGGAUCCAGUUGUAUAUGGAGACUAUCCUCCAGAAAUGCGUCGUUAUCAUGGAAGUGAAUUGCCAAAGUUUGCCUCAGAGGAAAGAAUUAUUUUAAGAGAUAGCAUCGACUUUAUUGGGAUAAACCAUUAUGCUACCUUAUAUGCAAAGGAUUGCAUCUAUUCCAGUUGCAUUUGCAACGAUUCUAUCUGUACCAAAGGUAGUGACCGUGCAAUCCGGGGAUUUGUGUACACGGCUGCAGAGCAAGAUGGUGUUCCAAUUGGAGAACCUACAGGAAUGCCUCGAUUUUUUGUUGUUCCACGGGGCAUGGAGGAGAUUGUUGAAUAUGCUAAGAAGAGAUACCUUAACAAGCCAUUGUUUGUGACAGAAAAUGGUUAUUCCUCUCCCCAAAACCAAGUUGAGGAUUACCAUCAUGAUGUGAAGCGGAUUAAUUAUCUCAAAUCUUAUCUUGCAUUUCUAGCUCAAGCUAUAAGGAACGGUGCUGAUGUACGCGGUUACUUCUUAUGGACAUUGAUGGAUGAUUUUGAAUGGUCCAACGGAUAUAGUGUCAGAUUUGGAAUUUAUCACGUUGAUCGUCAAACAUUGAAUAGAACUCCAAAGCUUUCCGCGAGUUGGUUUAGAAAUUUCUUGAGCAAUCGUAGCCCCAAUUAUGUUGAAUCAAGUAAUGCUAUUUCAUUCAUGAAUAAAGAUGUAUCAAUGGCUCAAUCUGAAUGA